Ascochyta rabiei is the source of this 4230-nucleotide messenger RNA. RefSeq lists its product as uncharacterized. NCBI's taxonomy places the organism in Eukaryota, Fungi, Ascomycota, Dothideomycetes, Pleosporales, Didymellaceae. The transcript is spliced from 3 exons. The coding region runs from base 1 to 4230 and encodes 1409 amino acids. Gene Ontology annotation, molecular function: guanyl-nucleotide exchange factor activity; phosphatidylinositol binding; SNARE binding. Gene Ontology annotation, cellular component: late endosome; tubular endosome; early endosome. The record is from RefSeq and is a predicted model, not a curated record. Gene Ontology annotation, biological process: early endosome to late endosome transport.
AUGCCUCCCGUGCUGAAUCCCUUUCUGCGCGCCUUCUUCCGCAGUGCACUCCCCAGCCAGUGCUCCCCCGCGCAGCACCACGUCCUCCUCGUCCCCACGACCGAAGUUCUCCUCACCUCGCGCGACAAAGACUCGGGCAGCUCCUACGCCGACCUCAGCGGCUCCGAAGAGUUCCUCGCCAGCCAUGUGCUGCGCGUGCCGGGCGGCGUGGGCCCCAACAACCAGGUUCGGGACGCCAGCAGCUUCCGGGAGACGCGCGGCAAGGCCAAGCAGUUCACCACCGCCAACGGGCGCACCGUGAUUGUCAAGGACGCCUUCAUCUACAGCAACAAAGGCUUCAAGACCCUCAACCAGGCGCAGCUGCUCAGCGACACCAUCUUCUACCCAGACACCUUCGAGGCCCAGCCAUGGCUCGUCUACUACAUCUCGCGCCCCCUGAUCGGCACCUACGACGCAACCCCCAUCAUACCCGCGGCGCUGGUGGCGGGCAAGGACGUCAAGCCAGCAGGCACACCCGCGGCUGGGAGCUCUUCAGCCGCCGGCAGCUCGUCCAUGCCACGGAAGAAGGAGGUCAAGUCGUUCACCGACUUGCUGAAUCACUUCCCCAUGAUUGCACGCCAAAUGCAGCCAGGCUUGGAGAGACUAUUCAAGGAGUUCGCCAAAGAGCUGGAGAAACCUCUGCCGCCAACUCCAUCGACGGGAUCGCGACGACCAUCCCAAAACUCGCGAAGACGCGGUUCGGUAUCCUCGGUGGAGACGGCUGGAUCGCGUCCUAUGUCCAUGCACAGCAGCAUGUCGUACGGUCCCAACGGAUUCAUCUCGACGCUGGAGAUUGGCGACGAGGAGGAUGCCAUGCGGAACUCGCUGGAGACAGCCGUGACGGCGGCCAUUGAUCUUUUCCAGAUGGUGGACAAGCAGCAGUUGUCGCUAUUGGGCGCAACGACAGAUCUCACCGGGCCCCUCGUCGAGCGCAUGAUCGAGCGCUACAUCGCCGAACAGAUGCACCACACCCUCCUCUUCCCGCGGAUAUGCGACAUUCGCCGACUGGAAGACGUGGAUCUUGAACGCCAGACGCGGCAGAUGCAGGACAUUGACAUUUCGCAAGUGGGCAUCGACAUUGGCAACGGCCGCAAGGGCAAGCAGGAACUCUCCAUACGAUUGUCCAAAGCCGUCGAUAUGUUCAAGAAGAUGGGCGUGGCUGGCAGUCCGCAGGAGAUGCUAGAGAUUGUCCUGGCCGUGACCAAGCACAUCACAAUGCCCGAUGCAUCAUCGAUCGCGAGCGAUCCCACAGCGCAGGCCACGCUAAAUGGACAGCAGCUCUCGGAGAAGCAUGAUCAUCUUCUUACUAUCAACGCGGAUACGCUGGUGUCCUUGCUGCUCAUCGUGGUGAUCCGCGCUCCAGUGCGACACCUCCAGGCGCGGCUGUCUUAUAUGCGUCACUUCAUCUUCAUUGAUGACGUGGAAACAGGUGAGAUGGGCUAUGCGCUCAGUACGUUCGAGGCCGUGCUGUCGUAUCUGCAAAAUGACUCAGGCGGCCUGCGGAAAGCGAGUCGGCGGAAUCGAAAGCUGUGGCAGGCGACACAGUCUGGAGACCUGGCGACAAUGCAAAGCAUUCUAGAGCCUAAUCGGUCUUUCCACGAAGCCUUGGACGACUCUUCAAGUGAAGACGAAAUUCCCGAGCGACACCAUCCUGUCCGGUUUGCGAGUUUCUCGGAUCUGAACUCUCUCGCUAGCUCCUCGAUGAAUGGAGACUACGAGCCGAGGAGAAGGCGGCGGCGAAGGCCCUCGGGGACUUUGCGCAAGAACGAGGACGGGCCACUGGCACACAUCUUCCCGUUUCAGCGUGCUCAAACACCGACACUACCCGAUCGACCAAAGCUGAAAAAGACCGUUUCAUACGACACACGGAGUAUGUCGACUUGCUCGGCGCGAUCAUUCAGGUCCCGCACAACGACGGAUUCUCGACACAGUGCUAUCGAAGGCGACACGUCAAUCGAGAAGCUCACAAUGACACAAGGGUUGGACGGUGAGUCGGUCUUGAUGAUGGCCAUCGAAAGCAAGCAAGACAAAGCACUGCAGUAUCUGCUCAGUCUUACAGAGUUCUACACUCCCACGUUCGUGUUCGAGGAUUGCAACAACGAAGCAACGACCCUGCUGAGCUUAGCGGUCCAACUGGCCCAUACUAAAUCGACCGACACAAUACUUUCCUACAUCUUGGAGAACAGCACAAGCCCUGAGAUGUUGAGCCAUUAUCUCUCGAAACAAGACUCAAAGGGCAGAUGCAUGGCACACUAUCUCUUUCACCAGCCUCGCCUUAUCGAUCGCAUUGGCCAUCUUGUGCCUUGGCUCCUGAAAGACAAGAACGGACAGACGCCUGUCUUUGCUCUUUGCAGAUCAUACGACCAUGACGAAUAUUACAGCAUGGUUGAUAAUGGUCUCCUAGCUGCGACUCACGCCCAAGGCGAUGGACAGCCGCUACAUCUAGACCAGCAUGUGGAUGCCAAGGGCAACAGUCUGCUCCACGUCAUCACCGAUCCCCAACUCGCGACCAAGCUCCUCUACCGCUGCGAUUCGGACGCCAAUGCCACGAACGACAAGCACUUCACACCGCUGAUGGUCGCUAGUAAAUAUGGACGUACGGACAUGGUUCGCGUGCUGUUCCAGGAUCCGCGGGUCGACCUCUCAGUGAGAGACGCACGCGGUCUGACAGCUGUCGAGCUCGCCAAAGACGACGAUGUCCGCAACCGCAUCGACGAUCUCGUGCUGUUGUCCAACGAUCCUGGUGUUGACGGGCGCAUUACUACCGUAGUUCGCUCAUUUUUUGUUGAAGACGGCACGGUUCGACUUGUACUCAAGUCUGGCGCACCCAACUCUAAUGGAACCAUCACUGUGACCACAUGUCGCCGGUCGUCACACGAUUUCGACAACCUUGCCAAGUGGUUGGCGCAGGAGAAUCCAGCAUCGUGGCUCCCGGUCAUCGCCAACGUGGCCUCACCCUACCUCAUCCCGUCCAGGCCAUCUCGAUCGGUGUUGCGCGAUCUUCAGCUCCGCCUCGACGCCUUCCUCAAGAUUCUCCUCAGACACCCGACGUUUUCCAUGCACGAGAUGGUGUGGGAGUUCUUCCUCGUCCCGGACAUCGACUCCGCUAUGCUUGCGCAGCGGUCCGCACGCAAAGCCGAGCUCCGUGUCGAGCGCCUGCGCGAAGAGGUUACGCCCAUCUACGAUGUGCGAGAAGUCGAGCUCUUCGUCCAACACGCGCGAGAAAAUGUGCGCUCGCUGCACCACGCAUCCAAAUCCGUGCUGCGCCGCACGAACAAGCUCCGCAUGUCGUCUUCCGACCUCAACGACGCAGCCAAGCUCUGCAACACAGCCAUUCACUCCCUCACGUUUCUCCCUGAAGAGCAUCUGCGCGCGUUUGAACGCUACACCAAGACGAUUGCUAUCAGCGAAGCUAGCCCGAUCGCAGGCUUCUACUACAGCAUGCACGCCAUCUCCUCGACGAUAACCGCCGUGUUGACGUCGCUCAAUCGCCCAUCGAGCCUGAUCAACGCCAUGUCCAGCACGCAAAAAGCCAUAGACCGGCACAAUCUCUCUGUGCGGCGCUCCGACCGCUGGCCGCUCGGCCUUCUCGACGACGCACGAUCGAGGGUGCAGCGCGACGCGCAGGACAAGAUGGACAAGAGCAAGGGCGAGCUUGCGGAUCUGGGCAGGGAGCUGAGGUACACGCAGCAGGUGGUUGCGAGUGAGCUGGCUAGCUGGCAGGAGAGUAGGGUAGAGACGGGGCGGAAGGCGGUGCGGGAGCUGGCGAGGAGGAUGGUGGUUAGUGAGAGGGCGAGGUUGGAGAGCAUGAAGAGGGCAGUCCGAGAGUUGGGGAUUGGUGAGGGGAGGAAGAAGAAGAAGAAGGAGGAGGAGGAGGAGGAGGAGGAGGAGGAGGAGCCGGUGGCUGUGAAUGGUACAGCCAUGGAGCCUGAGGUCGCUGGAUCGUCUGCAGGACUGCAGGAGCCCAUGCACGACGAUACCACUAUGGACGGCCUCGGUCAAGAGCUGGAAGACGUCAUGCUCCCAGACGAGGACGGACCACAGAUGGAAGACGUGAUCGCCGGCCCUUCAAGCAAGGCAGUCGACGAAGAGACGUCGCUCCUGGACAUGGCAGCAGAAGCCCCAGAGCAGCUCGACGACACAGUCACACCAGUAGCCGUGGAAGACGCAUCGCCUGCCACGCCGUCGUGA